This is a messenger RNA of Closterium sp. Naga37s-1, 1329 nucleotides long. NCBI's taxonomy places the organism in Eukaryota, Viridiplantae, Streptophyta, Zygnematophyceae, Desmidiales, Closteriaceae. The record is from the annotation of a GenBank genome assembly.
AUGCGCUCUCCUUCCCGUCGCCUAUGCGCUCUCCUUCCCGUCGCCUUCGCGCUCUCCCUCCCGUCGCCCACUUCAUCUCCUCUCGCUCACGUCCUCCCUCCCAUCUGCAUGCUCACGUUCCUCCUCUCCUCUCCCAUCUGCAUGCUCACGUUCCUCCUCUCCUCUCCCAUCUGCAUGCUCACGUUCCUCCUCUCCUCUCCCAUCUGCAUGCUCACGUUCCUCCUCUCCUCUCCCAUCUGCAUGCUCACGUUCCUCCUCUCCUCUCCCAUCUGCAUGCUCACGUUCCUCCUCUCCUCUCCCAUCUGCAUGCUCACGUUCCUCCUCUCCUCUCCCAUCUGCAUGCUCACGUUCCUCCUCUCCUCUCCCAUCUGCAUGCUCACGUUCCUCCUCUCCUCUCCCAUCUGCAUGCUCACGUUCCUCCUCUCCUCUCCCAUCUGCAUGCUCACGUUCCUCCUCUCCUCUCCCAUCUGCAUGCUCACGUUCCUCCUCUCCUCUCCCAUCUGCAUGCUCACGUUCCUCCUCUCCUCUCCCAUCUGCAUGCUCACGUUCCUCCUCUCCUCUCCCAUCUGCAUGCUCACGUUCCUCCUCUCCUCUCCCAUCUGCAUGCUCACGUUCCUCCUCUCCUCUCCCAUCUGCAUGCUCACGUUCCUCCUCUCCUCUCCCAUCUGCAUGCUCACGUUCCUCCUCUCCUCUCCCAUCUGCAUGCUCACGUUCCUCCUCUCCUCUCCCAUCUGCAUGCUCACGUUCCUCCUCUCCUCUCCCAUCUGCAUGCUCACGUUCCUCCUCUCCUCUCCCAUCUGCAUGCUCACGUUCCUCCUCUCCUCUCCCAUCUGCAUGCUCACGUUCCUCCUCUCCUCUCCCAUCUGCAUGCUCACGUUCCUCCUCUCCCCUCGCAUCAUCCGCCUCCUCUCCCCUCCCAUCGCGUCGUUCGCCAUAGCCCUCUCUAUCUCCCUUCCGUGGCCUUCGCCUCGUUUAUCUCCCCUCGCUGCCCGUCCCGUCACCUUUCCGUCGCCCUCGCAAACACACGCGCAACCACCCUCCCGUCCCGAGGGCGCGCAAGUCCUGCCACCUCCCACCCACCACCCCCCCACGGCGGAAGCCGCGGCAGGGGCAGGGGCAGGGCGCGGGCUCCACUCCCCUGCCGCCUCCCCCCCACCCGCCACCUCCUUGCACUGCAGCAGCAGGUGCGGGCAGUCGAGGCAACAGGGGGGAAGAAAACGGGACGAGUGGGAGGUAAAAGGCCGCGACGACCGCCACGGGCGCUCCGCCACCUGGAACCGCACCCCCUCCCCCCCUUCCUUCCUCCAGGCCCUUCCCCACCCACGAUAG